Molecule: messenger RNA, 3893 nt
Organism: Mugil cephalus (flathead mullet)
Lineage: Eukaryota; Metazoa; Chordata; Actinopteri; Mugiliformes; Mugilidae
Gene: htr2b
Product: 5-hydroxytryptamine (serotonin) receptor 2B, G protein-coupled
Exons: 4
Coding region: 1808-3235 (475 amino acids)
Biological process (GO): regulation of behavior; smooth muscle contraction; heart development
Cellular component (GO): plasma membrane; dendrite
Molecular function (GO): G protein-coupled serotonin receptor activity; neurotransmitter receptor activity
Source: RefSeq, a predicted model, not a curated record
AAAAGUGGCAGUUGAACAGGGAGAUUAGCUGCAUUAGUUUGAAUCAUAUGCUUUUAAAACCUUACAACCGUCUAAACUGUAAAACUACAUUAAAACAAUGGGGAAGACCUGUUGUGCGAUUGACUGUACCAACAUAUGUGAAAAGCAUCCGGAGAUUAUCAUUUUUACAGGCUCCUGAAAGUCAAAGAAAAGGGUAAAAGGAUCGAUGCAUUUCUCUGCAUUAUGAAGAAACACCUGGAAUCCAGGCGUCUGAAGUCUGAAUCUGAAGUUACGUUCUAGAGGGCUGUUAGAAAAGUUUGCCGAUAUUGCCGUUUUGGUGUACUUAUGGCCGACCGUCCUUAACUAUUUCAGUCCCAACAAGAAAUAACAAAUGGACUAUGUGCGAUCACUCCUCGUCAUCUUUUUAACAUCCAGUCGGACCCUACAGUAUUGUAUGGCUAACGUUACUUCUCAGCAAAGCACUUAACAUAUCUUUUAUUCACCUACAUUUAUCAUAAUUGAAAUCAACUAAAACUAACCGAAACUGAGGCUAAUUCCACAUUCCCAAAUAAGGGGGUGCUCUAGUACAAAGCGGUACCAAAAGGUUAUACAUUGGUCUUAGUAUAGUAUUUCCCGCCAUUGAAAUCAGGUCAAUAUCAGGUUAACUGUUUUCUGGCCAUCAUUGUCGAGUCCAACUGUCAUUAAUUUCUUAAUUUGAUCCAAUAAUCCACAUUUUCCCCAGUCUUUCCCACUCAAGGAGGCAUGCCCCAGGCAGCAGUGACAUCCAUUCAUUCAUCUAUACAUCCUUCUCUGGGGGCCAAAGGGGAAAGCUAUGCUGUACAAAUAUUUUUCAAGCACCUACCACCCCACAAAACGUUUCUCCCCAUGUACCACUGUUACCUCUCCCAGCAGUACUUGCUUCGAAUGGAGAAAAGACAGUGACAAAUAUAAACAGUGGGACGGCUGUGUUGAAGGAAAUUACCUCCCAGAACCACUGGCAUGUGGCCAACAUGAAGACAUUCAUCUGUUUUGUAUAGAGUUCGACUCACUUACAAGACGGCAGGAGAGGGAGUAGAACAGUGAGAGAGUGAACGAGACAGUAGAGAGUGUUAGGUGAUCACAGGCUGAGAACAAAAGGCUGCGACUGGGAAAGAGAGAAAGGCAGGGGAGCCACAACAUCUGAAAGUUUUAAACCCGUGAUCGCGGUAGGUGGUGCGAAGAAAAACUGGGGGUUCCUCCAACAUGUGGAAGCAAAGCAAAUUCCACAUUAUGGACCGUUUCAGUCCAAGAGAGAUGUAGGUUUUGCAGCGGAGGGAGGGAAUGCUAUAAAGAAGAGAUGGGGGAGGAUACAAAAGAUACCAAACGGCACGCAAAGAUUUAAGUGAACAGUGUCCUGCAGUUUUCUCACCAGCGACUUUGCUUCAGCAUUUUUGGGUGCUGAGAAGGGGUGAUUUGAAAACAAAAAAGUUGAAAUUCAACUGAAGUACAACGAUUCCUUUGGAGAACAGUGAAUGCAAGAAAAUUGGACAGCAAGAGAAUCAACUGCCUGGAAAGGAAGCAAGGGCCUGACAUUUCAAUGUGGAAGUACUAAUCGUGGCAGGAUUAUUACCAGGAUACCAUUUUUUUUUUGCAUAGGAAACUUUUUUUUUUACACUGCGCAAGAGAUGAAGCAUUUUGUGCACUGAAUCUGAGCUGUCCCGGCCUACCUGUGCCCUUGCCCGUGGGACCUGGUGACCAUGCUGACCGAGUGUUCAACACCAGAAAGAUCAGACCCCCGACCCACACUCAGGUCUGCUGUAAUCUCAGCAGCAACAUAUCGCAGCCAGUCAUGGCACAUCUUGAGGCUAACGGAACACAUGCACCACCCAUUCAUUUCAUUUUAGGCAAAGUACCCGAGAUUCAGUUGAAAUGGGCUGCCCUGCUCAUUGUCAUGGUCAUCAUCCCCACUAUUGGAGGGAACAUCCUGGUCAUUCUUGCUGUGUCACGUGAAAGAAAGCUGCAAAAUGCCACCAACUACUUUCUGAUGUCACUUGCUGUUGCUGAUCUGCUGGUGGGACUCCUAGUGAUGCCCAUUGCGCUCGUCACAGUUCUUUACAACUCUGGGUGGCCUCUUCCGGAGUUCCUAUGUCCUAUUUGGCUUUUCCUCGAUGUGCUGUUUUCUACCGCAUCCAUUAUGCACCUAUGUGCCAUUUCACUGGACCGCUACAUUGCCAUAAAGAAGCCAAUUCAACACAGCCAGUACAAGUCCAGAGCCAAAGCAAUGGUCAAGAUUGCACUGGUGUGGCUCAUAUCCAUUUGUAUUGCAAUCCCAAUUCCAAUAAAGGGGCUUAGUAACUACCAUCUUCCCAACAACAUCACCUUCAACAGCAACCACACAUGCCUCCUGAAAACAGACACCUUCUGGGAAUUUAUCAUCUUUGGCUCACUGGCAGCAUUCUUCAUCCCUCUGACAAUCAUGAUGGUCAUCUAUCUACUUACUGUGCAGGUGUUGCGCAAAAAGGUUUAUUUGCUCAGAUCAAAGGUGACUCAGCGCUUCAGCUACCCAACAAUCUCCACAGUGUUCCAAAGGGAACAGACUAUGACUUCACCUGAAGCUGAGCAAAUGAAUGUGGUGGAUGGCAGACACCAGAGGAUGCAAGAAAAAACAAACACAAACUCAAUGAAUGUGCCAACAAGAGACGACAUAUCAUUUCGCAGAAUGUCAACAAUGGGCAAGAAGUCAAUGCAGACUCUGAGCAAUGAGCAGCGUGCCUCAAAGGUGUUAGGCAUAGUCUUCCUCCUGUUUGUAGUCAUGUGGUGCCCUUUCUUCAUUACAAAUAUCACAUCCGUGCUGUGCACCAGCUGCGAUACUACUGUGAUUGCCCGCCUCAUGGAGAUCUUUGUCUGGGUGGGUUAUGUGUCAUCAGGUAUCAACCCGUUGGUCUACACUCUCUUCAACAAAACUUUUAGGGAGGCAUUCACACGUUACAUCACUUGUAAUUACAAAAACUGUGCUAGUCAUGGAACAGGACAACAUCCAAAAACAUCAACUACAGACUGGGCCCUUAAACGGAUUUCAUUCAGAUCAUCAAUGGCAGAGAACUCCAAAUUGUUCAUGAAGCGGGGAAUGAGGAAUGGCAUCGGGGCAGUAAGCUACCAAAGUCCACUGAGAUCCCGGCAACCACCAGCCCAGUCAUCCAAUGGUGUCAUGUUAGACACAAUACUUCUGACAGAAAAUGAAGAUGGCAAACAAGAAGAACGUGUCAGCUGUGUAUAAGGCAUAAAUAUGCCUUUAGAUUAAUAGUCUACCCUUUCAAGUUGCGAGAGUGAGAAAUACCAUUAUUCUCAAUUUGAUACAUUAGUAAUUUAUUGCCUGACUUAUUGCGCACUGCACAACAACAAAGCCUAACUUGUUGACAUCAAAUUUAAGUUUGCAUUAAUGUUUUUUUGACCAAAAAGUAAAAAAAAUACAACUUUUCGUCCAUUUGUCAAACUUUUGUCUUUUAUGUGGUCAAAAUGCUGCUCACUAGGUCUUCAUGACAAAUAGAUAACAACGUAAAUUCAAAAAGUUUCAACGGGUCAACUUUCAAAAAACAAACAUCUGUGGCAGGUUACAAAGUUCAGCCCAUCACUCAUUAUGUCAACCUGGAAACUCCAUGAAGAUAAGUUCUUCUGCUGAUUAUUUCAACUUGGGCAAUAUAUUACAAACCUCAGAUCACAUGCUUAUACAGCCACAACUACACCUUUCAAAACUCCUCUGCAACAGACAUGUCAAUGAGUUGCACUUUGACAAUUAUAUUAUUUGCAUCUACUGGACCUUUGGAAAGCACUGUUGUAUAGUAGUAAUAGUAGUAUUUAGUAUAUUGUAACCUGCUGUUUGACAUAAGAAUAAAAAAAGAAUAUUCUGAAAUAAAAUGAAUGAAAUUAAACGAGAA